Messenger RNA from Leptopilina heterotoma, 781 nucleotides. RefSeq lists its product as uncharacterized. Bases 359 to 667 code for a protein of 102 amino acids. The record is from RefSeq and is a predicted model, not a curated record. NCBI's taxonomy places the organism in Eukaryota, Metazoa, Arthropoda, Insecta, Hymenoptera, Figitidae. The transcript is spliced from 4 exons.
GCUUCGCAGCUCGUUAUGCUGUAAUCUCAUAUCCUGGAUACUGGCGCCAGCCGUCUCGUCGCCUUCUUCUUCAACAAGAUUCUGCAAAAAACAGUUGUAAGCCCUCUUUUUAACGCCAGCUUCGAGAAAAUGAAAGUCAUAGUGUAAUGAUUCAGGAAUGUGUAUAUAUAUAUAUCUAUAUAUAUAAAAAAAGGAAAAGAAAAAAAAUACCGUGGAACGAAAAUUCUUUUACGAACUUGAUCAUUUUACCCUCAGUCGAGUCUUACUUCUUCAGAGAAACAGAUCCAAUGUUUGCUCCGCGAUCCUUCCCGAGAUAAAAAAAAAACCAGGUACCUUUUUUCAUUAAUCAAUUUUCAAAAUGGAAAUACGAAUUUUUCAAUUAACAACGCUAAUAGUAUUAAUUAUCACUAUCAAUGCGACUGCUAAUGAUUUUUUCGAUUUACUCGAGAAUGAGGAGUUUCGAAUUAAUUUAAUAAAAUGCAUCUCUGAAGAUGAACCAUGCGAAUCGCCAAUGGAUCGGAUAAAACCAAUGGUGGUCAAUGCUGUAUUAAAUUACUGUCCUAAUUGUACGGCAUUUGAAGAAGAGCAAGGAAAAAAAUUCAUGUCUUACUUGCAAACGCGUCAUCCCCUAGAAUGGAUAGCAGUCGACGAUCGUUAUAUUUAUUAACUAUUAAUAUUACUAUUACAAUUAGUAAUAAUUACUAACAAAUAAAAUAAUUUUGUAAUUAUUGUUAUACUAAUAAGUUUGUAAUUAUAUUGAAAUUAAUGUAUUUUUCUAAAC